Messenger RNA from Cicer arietinum (chickpea), 1721 nucleotides. Its product is annotated as polyubiquitin. Gene Ontology annotation, molecular function: protein binding. Lineage: Eukaryota; Viridiplantae; Streptophyta; Magnoliopsida; Fabales; Fabaceae. The record is from RefSeq and is a predicted model, not a curated record.
UGGCAGAGCUGCCGUUGCCUUAACGAAACCUCAAAUAUUUUUAGCUAUAAAAACGAAAGCCCCAUGGCCCCAUAUUCAUAUAUUAGCUUUCAUUUUGUUGCAAAGACAGAAAUCCUUAGCCCAAGAUGCAAAUUUUCGUUAAGACCCUCACUGGCAAGACCAUAACUCUCGAGGUUGAGAGUUCAGAUACCAUAGACAAUGUUAAGGCCAAGAUUCAAGACAAGGAAGGCAUCCCACCAGACCAACAGAGGCUCAUCUUUGCGGGCAAACAGCUUGAAGAUGGCCGAACUUUGGCAGAUUACAACAUCCAAAAGGAGUCCACACUUCAUUUGGUGCUCCGUCUCCGUGGUGGGAUGCAAAUAUUUGUGAAGACUCUCACCGGAAAGACCAUCACUCUUGAGGUGGAGAGCUCUGAUACCAUCGACAAUGUAAAGGCUAAGAUUCAGGACAAAGAGGGCAUUCCACCAGACCAACAGAGGCUCAUCUUUGCUGGCAAACAGCUUGAAGAUGGCCGAACUUUGGCAGAUUACAACAUUCAGAAAGAGUCCACCCUCCAUUUGGUGCUUCGUCUCCGUGGUGGUAUGCAAAUCUUUGUCAAGACCCUCACAGGAAAGACCAUCACACUUGAGGUAGAGAGUUCUGACACCAUAGACAAUGUCAAGGCAAAGAUACAAGACAAAGAGGGCAUUCCACCAGACCAGCAAAGGUUGAUUUUUGCUGGAAAGCAGCUUGAAGAUGGACGAACCUUGGCCGAUUACAACAUUCAAAAGGAGUCAACUCUCCAUCUUGUUUUGCGUCUCCGUGGUGGUAUGCAGAUUUUUGUUAAGACCCUCACAGGCAAAACUAUUACUUUGGAGGUUGAGAGCUCAGACACAAUCGACAAUGUAAAGGCCAAGAUACAGGAUAAGGAGGGUAUUCCCCCAGACCAGCAAAGAUUGAUUUUUGCUGGAAAGCAGCUUGAAGAUGGUCGGACUCUGGCUGAUUACAAUAUCCAGAAAGAGUCCACUCUCCACCUUGUUCUUCGAUUGAGGGGAGGUAUGCAGAUUUUCGUGAAGACACUUACAGGCAAGACAAUUACUUUGGAGGUUGAGAGCUCAGACACAAUUGACAAUGUGAAGGCUAAGAUACAGGACAAGGAGGGUAUCCCCCCAGACCAGCAAAGGUUGAUUUUUGCUGGAAAGCAGCUUGAAGAUGGCCGAACCUUGGCCGAUUACAACAUUCAGAAGGAAUCCACCCUUCACCUUGUCCUUCGUUUGAGGGGAGGUAUGCAGAUCUUUGUGAAGACUUUGACAGGAAAGACCAUUACUUUGGAGGUAGAAAGUUCAGACACAAUCGAUAAUGUCAAAGCAAAAAUACAGGACAAGGAAGGAAUCCCACCAGAUCAGCAGAGGUUGAUCUUUGCUGGGAAGCAAUUGGAGGAUGGAAGGACCCUUGCUGACUAUAACAUUCAGAAGGAGUCUACUCUCCACCUUGUAUUGCGUCUUCGUGGUGGGUUUUAAGUAUGUAAAUGUUGCGUAGCGGUCUGUUAAUGUUGAAAGUUCUAUAGGUCUUUGGUGUUUAAUGUAAACUUGUUAUGGCAAGGGGUCUUGAUUUCGUAAUGGCCCUUGAAAAACUAUCGCGUGUUCUGGUUUUUUUUUAUGGUUCUGUUCUAGUAUACUCAAUGAAUGUGAACAAUUUACUUCCAUUCUAAUACUUAAGUGCUCUUAGUUGGUUUAACUGAA